Micropterus salmoides (largemouth bass) is the source of this 1064-nucleotide messenger RNA. It is a transcript of the gene mtres1, whose product is annotated as mitochondrial transcription rescue factor 1. The transcript has 4 exons. The record is from RefSeq and is a predicted model, not a curated record. NCBI's taxonomy places the organism in Eukaryota, Metazoa, Chordata, Actinopteri, Centrarchiformes, Centrarchidae. The coding region runs from base 77 to 796 and encodes 239 amino acids. Gene Ontology annotation, molecular function: RNA binding.
UCCAGAGCGGAAGGUGGCAGCACAUUUUCCAUCGGCUGCUAAGUUAACCCAGUCAGCAACGUUACAGUAACAAGCUAUGAAAGGUUGUUCCAUAGUGACUGGGUGGAGCGCCAACAUGCAGAAUUUGGUGGUGCAGGCACUUGCCAUGAGGCAGCUAGGAAGGUUGAACCCCCGCCACCUGCUGGCUGCUGGAUAUGGACUGAGGCAGACCGAGUGGUGUCCCAGGGCCAUCCACACGCGCCAGCUAUGGGGCUGCUCGGCUUUCCCCGCACUUGGCUGUCACAGGCCUGCGUUCCGUGGCAGAGACUCUGCCAGAGGUUGGCCUGUCCAUCAUCUGAGGUUUAAAAGCAGCAAGAAGAAAGGUGCUGCCAGGACAGUACAGGAGGAAAAGGAGGAAGAUGAGGAUGAAAAAGACCCUGAGGACAGUGAUUAUGAAGAAGAGAACCCAAAUCUACCAAAGGAUUAUAAAGACAUGGAGAAAUAUGUGCAGUCCUUUCGGUAUGAUGUCAUCAUGAAAGCUGGCCUGGACAUGGCACGCAAUAAAAUUGAGGACGCCUUCUAUAACAACAAGCUUAGAGUAAAUGGACAGAGACUCAUCAAGAAAAGUAAAACGGUGAAAGUUGGGGACACCUUGGACCUGGUACUGUCGGAGAACCGAGAAACAAACACUGUUACUGUGAUGAGAGUCGUCCUCCGGAGGGUUUUUGGUGAAUCCAGUAACACAGAAAAGUACAAGGUUGCCAUAAGGCGCUGGAAAUGUAUAGAACUUUCCAAGGAUGAGGUCUUUAAGCCAUGAACUUGAAUCAGACAGUAGUGAUUAUAAGACCAUUGAUCAGUGAAGGCAACGGCACCUGUGUGGCUGAGUGGCAUUUUAAUGGUUUGAAGUUGGAUCUAAAAUGGAUUGCAAAGGUAGAAUGCAAAUGUAAACCGUUAUCAGUGGUUUUAGACAUUAAGCAGUUGGUUGGGAGAACAAUUUUGAAUGUUCAUCUUUCCCCACUAUACUGUGAGACCCCCCCCCCCCCCCCAAUAAACGUGCACUUUGAAGUUUUGAGAUUUGAAAAUCA